This is a messenger RNA of Thermothelomyces thermophilus ATCC 42464, 1970 nucleotides long. RefSeq lists its product as uncharacterized. Gene Ontology annotation, biological process: copper ion import; iron ion transport; intracellular iron ion homeostasis. The record is from RefSeq and is a predicted model, not a curated record. Gene Ontology annotation, molecular function: ferric-chelate reductase activity. The transcript has a single exon. Gene Ontology annotation, cellular component: plasma membrane. The coding region runs from base 524 to 1774 and encodes 416 amino acids. Lineage: Eukaryota; Fungi; Ascomycota; Sordariomycetes; Sordariales; Chaetomiaceae.
CUAAAAAGCAGUAUGCGGCUGUGCCUAGUUCUCCGGUCCAAAAGCAACAGCGGACAAGCAGCGCGGGGACGUGGACCUCUCGAGCCAGGAGGGUGCAGUGGUGGUUGAACGAGGAUGUUGUGAUGUCCGGGAUAGUCUUAGGUCAACGCGAUCGUAUGUGCUACGCCUCUCGAGUGCCGGCCCAUUCCCCUCUCCGCUACGUGAAGGCUAGGUCUGGUGCCGGUUCCAUGAGACUAACGUGCAAAUAGAAUGGCUCAUUGGACUUCUCUGGAUGGCCUGGCUCCUACUUCUUUGUGUGCAGGAAACCGGACAGGGUAAGAUGCUGGACCGGCCUGCCCUUGAACAGUACGAUGAAGACACGCCUUGACUGACCUCUUCAGAUUACCUGCACCUGACCAAAAGAUUCGGCGCCAUUGCCGUCUCGCAGUGGCCCCUCCAGUAUCUCUUGGCGCUCAAGUCCUUGAACCCGGUCGCCUACCUCCUCCGAUCCUCUCACGAGCAAGUCAACCGUUGGCACAGGGUCAUGGCGAGGGUCACCACCACGCUGUUAUGUCUUCAUGCUGCCCUGUACUUGAACUUCUUCGUCCAGACUGGCCGUCUUCACCGCCUGGGCGAUCCUGUGGUUCUCUCCGGCGUCAUGGCCUUCGGUGGCUUACUCCUACUCGUCUCAGCAGCCCUCCGGCCCGUCCGUCGUUUUUCAUACCGGCUAUUCUUCAUCAUCCACGUAAUUGCCGGAAUCAUUGUGCCACUCCAGCUCCUGAUCCACGCUGCCCCGGCUAGGAUGUUCCUGUUUGAGGCCCUCGCGGUCUUCUUCCUCGACCUAGCCUCUCGAAAGCUCGACACGGUGACGGGUUACGCAACAGUGGAAUCCAUUUCGGACACCAAUCUUGUCAGAAUCUCGACCACUGUUCCUCGCUCCAAAGUCAGCCGCUAUCGCACUCGUCCCGGUUCCCACAUCUACCUAAGCAUCCCGGCUGCAGCUUGCAAGGCGAUGGGCGCCGCCUCUGCGUCACGUCUCCUCUAUGGAUUUCUCUUCAACCCCUUCACGGUGGCUUCCGUGGACGAGAAGAACGGCGAGGUGACUCUGGUUGCGCGCCAUUGUGGUGGGCCAAUGACUACAGCUUUGAGGCGGCUCGCGCGAGCAACGAAACCGAGGAAUCCCGACAGAAGCACAGACGAGGACAAGGUGCUGCUGUCGAUUGAAGGCCCUUACGGGGCUGCUGGCCGCCUUUCUCAGUUAUGUGCAGAUUUUGACCGGGUUCUGCUUGUUGCCGGCGGCAUCGGAGCAACCUUCACUCUCCCGCUAUACCGCGCCAUACUCGAGAAUAACCCGGGUGCGAAGGUAGAGAUGGUGUGGGCGAUCCGCAGCGCGGGCGAUGCCACCUGGGCCGCGACGGGGAAGGAAGCCCAGACUCUCAUCAAGGACGACAAUAUCCACCUCUUCAUCACCGGCGAGACCUCUGCCGCGGGGGGAGCCGAGGCUCGGAGGCAAACAAGCGCCAUUAGCCGCACCAAUGGGGAAGCGGACGGCGAGGUAGAAUUGAUUGCCAUGUACAGUGAUGGUCGCCGCGGGCGGUACGCAUCCCAAAACAACAGAAAGCGUCCUGACCUCCAGAAGAUCGUCGACAACCUAUUCAAACAUGGCCAGGAUGAGCGCGUGGCGGUGCUAGUGUGCGGCCCCGACGACAUGGCCAGGGAGCUGAGGGCGCACCUUGGCGUCUGGGUCAAGAAGGGACGGUCAAUCUGGUAUCAUAAGGAGGGUUUUGGCUUCUAGAGAGCGUAAACGUUAGUCAUACAUCCCCUACCAUGGGGAGCGCCCAACCAAGGUCGCCUCAUAUCCAUGCAAGCGGCUUCAUACUAUCAUACCCGCUGUUCCCCAUACAUGGCGUUCCCCAUACAUGGCUAUGCCCAGCAACGCAAACACCGCUUUCCCAGAUCCCAGCCAACCCAAAGCCGAGAAAAAAAAUAUA